Oryzias latipes (Japanese medaka) is the source of this 1060-nucleotide messenger RNA. RefSeq names its product vacuolar ATPase assembly factor VMA22 (gene vma22). Gene Ontology annotation, biological process: vacuolar proton-transporting V-type ATPase complex assembly. NCBI's taxonomy places the organism in Eukaryota, Metazoa, Chordata, Actinopteri, Beloniformes, Adrianichthyidae. The record is from RefSeq and is a predicted model, not a curated record.
ACGUCAUUUCUUGAGUCACAUGUCACGGAAAGAAGUACGUCUAUCUAGCGUUCCUUGUUAAAAAAAAUCGUAAUAGACUACAAGGACACUAGUCCUAAAAUAAUUAACAUGGGUGGAUCAGAACUACAAGAUACUCGUGCUAACAUGGACGAAGAGCUACUCCGCUUUAUGGACCUUCUCGAGUUACUCGAGAAGAAACGAGCGACACUUAAUUCCCUCAUCGAGCAGGGUUGGUUUUCCAUUACCAAGGCACGGUAUUCCAUGGGAAACAAGCACGUCUCUGCACUUCAGUAUGCCAGUGAAAUGAUGCCACUGGUUUGUGUUCAUACAAAAGCUCUGGAGAAUGGUGAGGUGCAGUUUUUCACUGAGAGACAUAUCCAAAAGAGUAGUGCUGAAUCCUCUGAUGAUCUGUUGCCUGUAGAGGAUAUUGGGCCUCAAGAAGAAGGCCUCAGGCGAAGAAAUAAGACAAAGAAGGACACUCCAGAAAAAAAGGAUACAGUAGUUGCAAAAACUGCUAAAGGUCCUGAAGUGAAUCCUGUUGGAAAAAUAGAUCAGAAUCCUCAACAAGAUCCACUCAAAUGGUUUGGGAUUUUAGUUCCACAACCUUUGAAACAAGCACAAUCAUCAUUCAAGCAAGUGAUAGAGCUCUCUGCUGAGAUCGCAGCCCUCCAGUCUGCUGUUUUGAGAACCAGACAGAAGCUGAGGUUGAGCCUGGCAAAGGAACUAAACUCAGAGGAAAGUCUGGGGAAAUCUGCAAAAGAAAAAUGUCCAAUCAGUGACGUGACUGUUUCAGAACAAAAAGAAUGCAUCCAGCAAAAUAAAAUAGUUGUAUAGGGUGUAUUUCGCAAAACAAUGAUCUGUAGAGUCAUCAUUAAAAGGAAAUCCAAGUGAACUAUUGAUGCUGUAUGCUUUUAUAUAUUUAAUUAGUAAUGAAUUUUCAUUAUACAGUUUUUUUUAAACGUGUUUUGGGGAGAAUUCUAUAAAUACUUUAUUUAACGAGUUUACUCUGACUAAAUGAAACAAGCUGUUUAAUAAAAUUGAGAAUUGUGCCGACAUAAAA